AUGAUACCUCUCUUCCUCUGUAUUGAUGUGUGGAACCCGGCGUUUGACGUGACCCCCCACCAGCUGAUAACGGGGGGCAUCAUCACAGAGCUGGGGGUGUUUCUGCCCUCGGAGCUGCAGGCAGCACUCACCGGCCUUUUGUUACAUUUACACACACACAGUCAGUGUUCUACAAACUCACACGUUUUACGGUCUCACACACACACAUCAACGCAGGAACUCAGACACACACAUCCAACCCCCUCCCACUCCUGUCCCUCCCUCUCUCUCCUCUCUGGUCUCUCCUGUGUUCAUCUCCUGUCUCUCACCUCUCUCCUGCCCCUCCCUCUCUCUGGUCUCUCCUGUCUCUCUCUGGUCUCUCCUGUCCCUCCCUCUCUCUGGUGUCUCCUCUCUCUGGUCUCUCCUCUCUCUGGUCUCUCCUGUCUCUCUCUGGUCUCUCCUCUGGUCUCUCCUGUCUCUCUCUGGUCUCUCCUCUCUGGUCUCUCCUCUCUCUGGUCUCUCCUGUCUCUCUCUGGUCUCUCCUGUCACUCUCUGGUCUCUCCUCUCUCUGGUCUCUCCUGUCUCUCUGGUCUCUGCUCUCUCCUGUCUCUCUCUGGUCUCUCCUGUCCCUCCCUCUCUCUGGUGUCUCCUCUCUCUGGUCUCUCCUCUCUCUGGUCUCUCCUGUCUCUCUCUGGUCUCUCCUCUGGUCUCUCCUGUCUCUCUGGUCUCUCCUCUCUCUGGUCUCUCCUGUCUCUCUCUGGUCUCUCCUGUCUCUCUGGUCUCUCCUGUCACUCUCUGGUCUCUCCUGUCUCUCUCUGGUCUCUCCUGUCUCUCUCUGGUCUCUCCUGUCUCUCUCUGGUCUCUCCUCUCUCUGGUCUCUCCUCUCUCUGGUCUCUCCUCUCUCUGAUCUCUCCUCUCUCUAGUCUCUCCUGUAUUCAUCUCCUGUCACCGACAGAACGAACCAGUCUCCUUCAGAGGAACUGGCCUAUACUACAUUCUAAUCAGAUUCAGAGUUCUCCAAACAACGUUAGGAAUGAAAAAUGUAACAGUUAUACCCAAUCACAAUAUUAUAUAUUCACAUGUAGUUUUCUCUGGAAAAGUGUUUUAUAGAAAUGUGAGUUUAAGAAAAUUGAUAGCCCAUGAUGACACUUGAUUGCUGAAAAUACAUUGUUGAGUCUCAAAUGGCACCUUAUUCCCUUUAUAGUGCACUAUUUGACUACAGCCCAUAGGCUCUAGCCAAAAUUAGUGCACUAUAUAGGGAACAGGGCUCUGUGCCAAAAGUAGUGCACUAUAUAGGGAAUAGGGCUCUGUGCCAAAAGUAGUGCACUAUAUAGGGAACAGGGCUCUGUGCCAAAAGUAGUGCACUAUAUAGGGAACAGGGCUCUGUGCCAAAAGUAGUGCACUAUAUAGGGAAUAGGGGGUCAUAUGAGACACAACCAUCACCAAAGCAACUGAAAUUAGUACUAUUCAAACCAAAACAAAGCCAGUUGAUAUUAUCUAGAGCAAACCUCUUUAGUCAGCUGAUGAGUAUAACUUGUGGCUACCUCCCUAUACCUCACAUAAUGUCUGUACCUCGCUGGUCCAAUCUGUACCAUGUCAUCCCCUACCCCCAGGGUUAUCAAUCCUCUCCUCAGACGUUUCACAAUUCUGUUGUAGCCCUGAACUAGGUCGCCUGAUUCACCUGGUCGAGGGUUUGAUGAUUAGUUAGAUCAGGUGAGCUGGCUGUGGACCUGGGUCCCUGAGGAGAGGUUUAAAAACCACCUGUGUACCAUAUCAAACUACACAGAAUACACAGAAACACUAUAUAUACACUCAACACCAAUCUCCAUGUUAUUAGGCCUGGACAACAAGUCAAGCAAAAUAAAACCUUUUUUCUCUUGGCAGAGAUGGAACUCUCGGAUUUAAACAACAAUUGAACAGAAUGUUGAUGUUUGUUCUAAAGAUUGUAUUUCUAUGAUGUACUGAAUGUCACAGGGGCCCUGCACUGCUCAAUGCCUUCCACCACCAGCACCACCGCUCACACACAGGACAGGACAGGACAGGACAGGCAGGCAUCCCGAAUGGCAUCCUAUUACCUACAUCGUGCACUACUUUUGACCAGAGCUUUGGUCGUAAGUAGUGCACAGUCGAGGGAAUAAUAGGUUGUAAUUUGGACAGCAGGCUAACAGGGAGGAACGUUGCCCUUCAACCCCCCUAAAAAUGCAAGGUGGAGGUCCGAAAGUUGCCUGGCUACCCAAGCUCCUUGCUCUAGUGAAACGCUAGGCCACGCCCACGGACGUUCGUUUCUUCUCCGCAAUGAGACUGGAUUUGAGUACCCCCCCGACGAUUUCUAGAACGCAAACACAUUCUAACCAUUCUGAUUGGUCCCACAAACCGAUGGGUUGGGCCAGAGUCAGAAAGGUGCCGUUUUGAAAAUUCGUCAUUGGCUUUGAUACUCUGAUUGGUUAGAGAUGAUCCAAUCGCUGAUGACUUUGUUUUCUUACAACACCACACAUUUUGUCGUCACCACAAACAACUUCAACGAUGGCCGUCUGACUGAAGUAUGCCAACAUAGAGCAGGGGGAAAAUGUACAGUAGUUUGAGUUGUCAGGCAAGUCUGAAAGGUCAAAGGUGAAGUACAUCCCCAAAUCCACUACUCUACUACUCCAUCAUCCCUCAUUCAGAAACCUCUGAUCUCUAAACACACCACACCUCCUCGCCCAUUGGACCAUUUCUGGUCCACAACAGGCAUUCUUAUCUAGAACUUUCCUGUCAUAAAAAAUAAUACAUGAUUUAGAAUUCUAGAAUCCGUAGUGUCAUAACUGUUCCAUAUUCUAGAAUCGCAGUAGAACAGAGACCCCUCCAUCCCCAACCUCUCCCUGUCAAACUUACCCCUCUCUCUCUCUCCCCCUUCCUCUCACAGCGAUGCUGUUGGCUGUCAUCACAUAAGGGUCUAGAAUCGCAGUAGAACAGAGACCUCUCCAUCCCCAACCUCUCCCUGUCAAACUUACCCCCUCUCUCUCUCCCCCUUCCUCUCACAGCGAUGCUGUUGGCUGUCAUCACAUAAGGGUCUAGAAUCAAACACCACUGUUGUGUUUUUGGGGUUCCUUUCUUUUGUCUUUUAUUUUGAGAAACUGAACUGGAAGAAAUCAGAGGGGAGAGUUUUAACGGUCGAGAAAAAUGUAGCAACUUUGUCGCCAUCCGUAGAUCGUUACGUUGAAAACUUUUUUAAAAGGUACGAGAAUCCGUUUGUCUCUUUAUCAUGAAGACUUUGUUGUUGUCGUUGACUGGAAACCAGAUGCUGUUCUGUGUUAACAUUUCACCCCUUGUAGUCCUGGGCAUUGUUUGGCAUGACGAAGAGUGGAAGGAUGGCACGAACAGACUGGUACCCAGGCUACUCUUGUUUGGCUGUGAUCAGUUGUUUUAUUAUGGUGAUUCUUAGUGAUAAAGCUGUUGUUAUUUAGACUACACUGAGAGGCCUCCUCGACCACACACACUAUCACACACACACACACACACACACUAUCACACACACACACUAUCACACACUAUCACACACACACACACACACACACACACACACUAUCACACACUAUCACACACACACACACACACACACUAUCACACUCACACACUAUCACACACUAUCACACACACACACACACACACACUAUCACACACUAUCACACACACACACUGAUAAAAUGUCAGGAUAGACUGUGUUUAAUUGGAAUUAUCUGCCAGUCAGUCACCCAAAGGUUCUGUUUAUUUAGCAGGCUCAGAGUAGUGUCCCAAAUGGCACCCUAUUUCUUUGUAGUGCACUAUUUUUAACCUGGGUCCUAUAGGGUUCUGGUCAAAAGUAGUGCACUAUUUUUAACCUGGGUCCUAUAGGGUUCUGGUCAAAAGUAGUGCACUAUUUUUAACCUGGGUCCUAUAGGGUUCUGGUCAAAAGUAGUGCACUAUUUUUAACCUGGGUCCUAUAGGGUUCUGGUCAAAAGUAGUGCACUAUUUUUAACCUGGGUCCUAUAGGGUUCUGGUCAAAAGUAGUGCACUAUUUUUAACCUGGGUCCUAUAGGGUUCUGGUCAAAAGUAGUGCACUAUAUAGGGAAUAGGGUGACAUUUGGAUGCAUACUAGAUCUAGACAGAGGGCACCAUAUUGAAUAGUGUAAAAUAUCUCCUACUCUCUGUACUGAGGGUAUUUUAAGAGGCAGUAAAUCCCCAGUGUACUUGUAGGAAACCAUCUGUCCCUCCUCUAAUUCUCUGUCCCCAAUAACCACACUAGCAUACUAUCUAGUAUGCACGGGCUGAAUUGCUUCAUACUAAGUAGUAUGCAAGGGUGGAUACUUCGGGACAUGACCUCAUGAGUCUAGUCUUGGGAGAGGAAGAUGCCAAAUGAAGUGCCAAAUGCAACGCUAUCAUCACUUCUACUCCCUUUGAGAUUUCAACCAAUGGGAGAAUGUCCUGAUGACCGGGGGUUUGUGAAUAAGCCAAUAGGAAGCAUGGCUGGUGAUAUUAGUGCGGGUGGGGGUGUAGUCAAUUAGAAGGCCUCUUUCUACGUGUAGUUAUGUUAUUGUUUAUAUUCAUACCUGGGGUUUAGUUUUGUAUCAUGUGGAAAUAGGUCAAAAAUUGAUGUUUUUUUAAUAUGAAUAUAAUGCUGUAAACUGCAUACCUGAAUUAAGAAGAGAUUUCUCUUUCACGACAAUACAAUAAAGAGUGAACAAAAACAUUA
This is a messenger RNA of Oncorhynchus keta (chum salmon), 4687 nucleotides long. RefSeq lists its product as uncharacterized. The transcript is spliced from 4 exons. Lineage: Eukaryota; Metazoa; Chordata; Actinopteri; Salmoniformes; Salmonidae. The coding region runs from base 1 to 1089 and encodes 362 amino acids. The record is from RefSeq and is a predicted model, not a curated record.